This is a messenger RNA of Rhopilema esculentum, 5232 nucleotides long. RefSeq names its product F-actin-uncapping protein LRRC16A. The record is from RefSeq and is a predicted model, not a curated record. Gene Ontology annotation, biological process: cell migration; regulation of Arp2/3 complex-mediated actin nucleation. Gene Ontology annotation, cellular component: plasma membrane; lamellipodium. Gene Ontology annotation, molecular function: protein binding. Lineage: Eukaryota; Metazoa; Cnidaria; Scyphozoa; Rhizostomeae; Rhizostomatidae.
AAAAAACAAUUGGAGAAGGAAGUGUCCAAGGCAAGCUGAAGAGGGAAAUCUUAAUCAUCUCGGAAGGUUCCCGCACUGAUUGAAUUUAGUGCACGGGAAUGCAAAUAAAAGACUUCAAAUAAAACAUGGAGCAAAGCAAAGGAGAGCAAACUUUACUUAGUGAAGUUCAAAAGGCAAUUCCCCAAAGAUCAGGAAAUGUCACAUUUUUUAAGAAAGUUGGUCUUGAAAAAGGAGGCAGUAGAUUUUUGGUAAUAUCUACAAACAGGGUUUUUAUACUCUCUACAAAGACACCAUUCAAGGCUGAAACAAGCUUUCAUUUGCUUGAAAUCAAAUCAGUGGAAAGUUCAAAACCAUGCAUGCUGCAGUUCAAGGUGGUCCAUGAAAAACCGGUGUCAGUUGCUAUAGCAACAGAAAGUGAAGAUGAUAUCCAGUUUAUUGUCGCUCAGAUUAUUGCAUUGCUGCGUCACAACUUUCCUGGCUCAAGCAUAGGCAAUGAAUUGAAGUUAAAAAUCGAGCCUUCAGAGAAACUUGAAAAUAUCACAAAACUUGCUGUUGCACUUGCUAGUCCGGCAUCUGAUACUGAUAUGGGACCAUGUGGUGGAUUUUCGUUAUCAUACUCGUCGAUUUGCGAUCUGCAUGGAGCAAAACCGAUGGCUGAGGUCAUUUGGGAUGUGGAUAAAAUCUACGGAAGUCAUGGAUGUAAAAACUUCAACAUAUCUGAUUUCGACCAUUUAGAAGUAAAGGAACUGAUUCCUAUUCUCGAAACUUUCGAAUACAACAACUGGUUUCAAGGCCUUUCCUGUCGAUCCUACAAAUUAAGCAACGAGCUGGUAGAUGGUUUGGCCAAAGUCUUCAAAUCUAACACUUCGAUUGAAGAACUUGACCUUUACGAGUGUCGGCUAUCGAAAGAAAAUGUGCAGAAAUUGUCACAAGCUGUUACAUCGAAUCCGAAGACAGGGCUUAAAAGAAUAAAUUUGGGAAAGAAUACAAUAGAUGAUAGGGGCGCAUCUUCGUUUUGUGCUGUUUUGUCAGCACUACAGCAUGGUUUUGAGUCACUUCUCAUCAAGGAUGUUGGAAUAACUGGCAAAGGAGUGUCGUUGAUAUUCUCAGCCAUCAAAGGAAAUCACCACAUGACAUCAUCGCUAACAUGCCUGAAUCUAUCCUCCAACCCAUUAAAAGCUGAUGGCACCUCGGCAGUCUGUGAGUUUCUUGCAAAGGCCAAUGUCCUUCAAGAGCUUCAUUUGUCCAAUUCGGAAUGUUCUCUGGAGCUGGUAUUCGGAGCAUUGGCUAGGGGAUGUCUUCAGCAUUUGAAGAUUGUAAAUUUAGCAGGGAAUCCUCCUUCGUAUAGAAAAUCUAAAGAUACUCAAAUUGCACCCUCUGUUACCACGUUCUUUAGUUCAAGUAUGGCCUUGGAAUCUGUAAACCUUUCUCGUACGAAGAUUUCUGCUGAGUUCACCAAAGCAAUUCUAAUCGGCUUGAUUUCCAACACUGGUCUUACAGAUGUUUCCUUAAAUCUAUCUGGCAAUGAGUUACGAUCGGCUGGAGCAGCAGAAAUAAGUAGCUGCAUUGACAGUGUCAAGAAUCUUGUUCAGCUGGAACUCGAUGAUAAUGGUUUGGACAUGGACCUUAUUGCCAUCUGCCAUAGUGUAAAAAAGAGCACCUCCCUUAAACGCCUUAGUCUGUCACAAAACAUCGGAAAAUCCAAGAAUAUCAAUGUACCUGAAAUUCUGGAAAGCAUUGUUGAAAUGAUCAUCAUGGAGUCCUUGCCAUUGACCUCACUUUCAAUCGCUGACAAUCGGCUGAGACAAGAUGCGUACGUGAUAAUCGAUGCACUAGGCACCAAUGGUCUUUUAGAAGAACUUGACAUAAGCGGAAAUUUUAUUGGUGAUGAAGGAGCAAGACUUCUAGCCAAAGCAUUGCAAAUAAACACCAAGUUAAAGAAGAUAAGCCUUGAUCGAAAUGGGAUCACUCUUAAAGGAUACAGCAGUAUUGCCAUGUCAAUCGAAAGGAAUUAUACACUGCAGUUAAUUCCAACCCCGUUCGGGGACCUACUGCCCCUGACGAAAAAUAAUGGACAAGCCGUAACUAAAUGUUUUACGAAAAUCGAUGAGCUACUGCUUCGAAAUCAGUCGAUUGAAGUUGGUGAGAAGGAUCCUUCUGUCAAAUUAAAGCAAAACCUACUGCUAAGCUCGCUAGAUCAAGAGAGCACCGACUAUUUAUUGGUUAAAGUCCAGGACGCCAUUGCUGAGCUGAAUGGGUUAGAAAAUGACGAAACCAUUGCAAAAGAGGUGGAAGCUGGAAAGGAAGCGAUUAAAGAUGCUGACAAAAUGAAGCAGAUGUUGUUCAAGCUCUUUGUGGACCUGGGAAACCCUUCGAAAAAGAUUGAAGAGAAAGCUGAUGAAAUGUUAAAAGAAGUCACUGGUUUUGCAAAUGACCUAGUCAAGGAGAAUGUAUCUGGUACGCUUGCACACGUGAAAGAACAAUGUUCUUCAAUUGCAUCUAACGAGGAAACGCUGAAAGAGCUUGAAGCAUUGGUUUCAUCCGAAGGCAAAGUUGAUAGUCUUGGACUGAGAGAGACCAUAACACGAACUAUGGUGGGCCUUAUUUCAAAUAAAGUGAAUGAUGCAACCCUUCGCGUUGCUUCUGCUCUUGGUGAAAGCCUCACAAACAUGAUGCAAGAGACGCUGAACCAGUCAAAGGUCAAACUGGACUUACUUUCGAUGGAAAACAAAGAUAAAGAGUUGAAUAAGGAUGCUCAAAAGACAGGAAGCUUGCCAAGAUCACCUGUCGAUGACAAAGAUGAGAGUCUGCUGGCUGCACAGAAAGCAAAGAAUCGUAUGAGCACCCAGCUUUUUGCUGAUGAUGGAACGGUCCGGAGCAAAGGAAUUGCCAGGCGCCCAACAUUUAGGCGUGAAAAGCAGUUCGAAGACGUUGCCGUGGAGAUUUCCAUUGAUGAUGUCCCUGUUGUAGAAAAUAACGAGAAGGUUGAGAAAGAGGCAGAACUAGAACGAAAAACAGAGGCUAAGGAAGAAGAAAGUAUAGAACUGCCUAAGGAGAAAAAGAGCCAAUCAGAAGAGGCGGAGAAAGAAGCAAAGCAAGAAGCAAAGCAAGAAGCGAAGCAAGAAGCGAAGCAAGAAGCAAAGCAAGAAGCAAAACAAGAGAAAGAAGAUGAUAAAAAAUCUGGGAAGGCAGAAGAUCAUUCCGAAGCAAAGAAAAAGGAAGAGUUUGUGACAGACUCUGGUAAAUUAGAAGCAUCAGCAAAACUUCAUAAACCAAAGUUGGAACAAAGUAACCCUCGAGCGGGAAGUCUUUCUUUAAAACCAAACAAAAUGUCACUAGAAGUGGGGAAAAAGCCAAGGCCUUUGAGUGACCUUUCGUUUCUAGAAAUAGAUCGCGCGACAUCUAAAGAAUUGAUACAUUUGAACAAGGGAAGAGCUAAACCGAAGGGUAGGCGCCCCCCUUCUAAAGCAGCUGAUUUGUCCCAUCUGACGGCCAAUGAGGAGGAGAUCGAUGUUGAUGAAACGCCGAAGGAGGAAAAUAGAGAGGAGACGACGCCGAAUUCGAAGAAAGAAGAAAAAGGCUUGAGAACGCCUCCAAAGCCCAGGCCGAAGUCAAUGCAGCCUCUGGAAUCGCCGAGCACGGAAAAAGAAAUGGGUGUCAUACGAACUGGCUCGAUUCCUCACAAAUCAUCGGAAGCUUUGAAGGCAAAAUUGAAAUUAGAAGAGGAAGAUCCUAAAGUUGAUCUGACUUCAAAGCCAGAUAUAACAUCUCCGCCAAGACCAGAGCCUCCUAAGAAGGAAGGUUCCGUGAAGAAGAAACCUAAGCUGCCAAUGGGGGUCCCCUUGCCUGGAUUCCCAAAUAUUCUUGGAAAACCCAGCUUGCCUAAGAAGGACAGGUCCCCAUCGCUUAAAAAGGAUGAACAAAAUGAAGGAAGCCAGAUACAUAACUCAGAGGAUGAAACUUCUAUGAAAACUGAAGAUAGUAACGUUGAUACAUUGAAGUUGGAUGACAAUAUUGGGAGCGAAUCCAGUCCGCAGGCGGAGGCAGAAAAAGAGAAGACGCCUGAGGUUGCGGAGAAACCAAAGCCAAAGAAAUUUAAGCCGCCUGGGGGUGUGCCAAUGGGGUUUGGUGGGGCAUUGAUGGCAGAAAUGAAGAAAAAGCGGGGUAUAAAAGACAAGGAGCCUGAAACUCCCGAUAAACAUGCUACUGAAGAAAAGCCUGCCACUGAGAAUAAACCUCCUGCUGUGACGUCACCACCUACCGCAGCGAAGCCAACACCGGCCGCUAGGAAGCCGCCUCCUCCAGCGAGGCUUUCAGCAGAGAAAAGAAGGUCCUUGAUUCUUGAAGCAGGAGCCAAACCAAUUAUCACAGAUAAACCUGAUGGGCCUGUAAUCGAGGAGAAAAAAGAGGCCGACGCGGCGGAGGAGAAACUAACAGCAACUGAAGGCGAAGGAGGAUCGGCAGAAAAACAUGGCGAUGGCACAUCUGAGGAAGCAGAAAACCAAGGCAACAAGGAAACUACUGAAGAGACUGUGAAAGAGAAAAAUAUUUCAGAACAGAAUAAUAAUAUCGAUAUCGGAGAAAAUGAGAUGUGAUGAACAAAUGAAUAUCCAGCUGUUUGAAGAAGAGAAGAAAACUGUUUAUGGGGACAAUCAAAGUAUAUUUUUAUGACUCGUCUUGUCUUUUGCAUCAUAUUAUACACAUAAACAGGUUUAUGUAUAUCUUUUUUGGAGAUUCAGAAUAAUUAAUAUUUCGCAACUGGGAAUUUUGUAAACAGAUGUAGCUUUGUAAACAUGCCUCGUAUAAUAGGUAGUAACACCUCGUCAGUUUGUUAAGAUGUGGUAUUUAUUAAUAAAUGAUAGACAAUGUUUCAAAAGUGAGAGUAGGAAUUGCAUCAAACAUUCAAAGACAUUGUAUCAAGAAUUACUUACUUAAAUUUAAGGCACAGACUUUUGUUGAUAAUAGGAAGUUGACUUUAAAGCGUCGAUCUUUGCCAGAAAUGAAGUUUUGUAACUCUGUUUAAAUUUCGUAUUUCCAUCUCACAGAGUUUGUAGGGUAGUCAUACGCAUAUAAAAAGUAUACUUAGCAUUUUAAAGCAAUCUGUUUCGAGUUUUGUAACAAAAAAUCUUCGUAACUUGUAGAAAUGUUUUAGAUGGUCUCACGAGUUGUAAAUUUAAAGUUUACCAUUAUGAAAUAUAUCUGCACGUUCUUUCGUUGAUCGUUGAUUUAGUA